Molecule: messenger RNA, 807 nt
Organism: Camelina sativa (false flax)
Lineage: Eukaryota; Viridiplantae; Streptophyta; Magnoliopsida; Brassicales; Brassicaceae
Source: RefSeq, a predicted model, not a curated record
GCUGUACCACCAAUUCAAAACAACACGGUUACGCAAACUCUCUUAAGAAAAAUCCCCAAAUCUCAUGAAAUUAGGGUUUCAAUCAUUCGAAUCAGAACUUUCUACUCCUUUCACUACGAAUCUCUAGGGUUCUUCUGGAGGAUUAGAUUUCUGGGUUUGAGAAACUCUCUCAUCAUCAUCAUCAUCAUCAUCAUCAUCAUCAUCAAUUCGAUCGAUUUCACGUGAUGCCUUCGUUAUCACUGAGCAUUCCUUUCCUUUUCUUAGCUUUCUGCUUGAUCGGUUUACAAGCCGCCGAUGAUCUCCCAGACAGAUCCGGCGGCGGCGUGUGCCCCGGGGGUUCUGAUCCGGGUGGAUGCCCAAUUAACUGUUUCCGGGCGGAUCCGGUAUGUGGAGCCGAUGGAGUAACGUACUGGUGCGGUUGUCCUGACGCAGCUUGUCACGGCGCUCGUGUAGUCAAAACAGGAGCUUGUGACACAGGUAAUGCUGGAAGUGCUUCUGUUCCAGGGCAAGCUUUGUUAUUGAUUCAUAUUGUUUGGCUUUUCUUGCUCGGGCUCUCUCUUCUCGUUGGUGUCUUCUGAUCUUCUUGAGAGUUCAUGGCGGAGUUAGGGAAUGGAAUUGAUCUUAUUUCUUUGUAACUUUUUAGUCAUCACUUUACAGAGCAUAUGUGCCUUGAGAUAGAUGUCACACGUCCUGAGUUUUGUAUGUGUAAUGUUGAGUAUUGUUUUGCUUUGUGUGCUAUAUAUAAAUAUGUAAUUGAUUCUGUUUCAAAUUCAUUAUAUCAAGAUAUGAUCAGACAGAUGCUUAAUA